GGCGGGGAGAGGGGCGGGCGGGGCGAGCAGCACGUCCUGCCUGCCCCAUGCUCAGCUCCCGCCCUGGCUCUGCAGCCAGCACGUAGCCCGCAGGAAGAUGAGGAGUGAGGUGCUGCGGUUCUGCUUCCCGAUGCGGCUCUGCCUCACUCUGCCCUUCGCUGCCGCUCCAUACCGGGCGCUGAGCGGGUGGCAGGCAGCGGGCGGCCAAGCCGCGCGCAAAAUCACUGAGAACGCAAGAAAAUCUUUGGCCUCUUUGAAGAAAGAACACCCACAGCUUGAGCCAACACUUGCCAUUAUUCAGGCACGUAAUGUUCCUUCGGUUCAAGGAAUAAACAAGAAGUUUGCUGAAGAGGUUGGUCUACGUGUGAUUCACAUCUGUCUCCCUGAAGACAGCAGCAAAGAUGAGAUUGUAAAUGAAAUCUUGAGGCUUAACGAAGAUCCUAAUGUGCAGGGCCUUGCCCUUGACCUCCCAGAAAGCUUGUAUAGCAGUAAGAUAUUAAAUGCUGUGAAACCUGAGAAGGAUGUGGAUGGGUUAUCCGAUGUAAACCUGGGACGCUUGGUACGUGGAGAAGGCUCUGGCUACUUGGUUUCUCCUACUGCUGGUGCCGUGAUGGAGCUCCUUGAAGAUAUGGAUGGAAAGACAGUACUGCUGGUGGAUAUCAGUGGGACCUUGGGGUCCUCCUUGCAGUGCCUGCUGCAGAGACGAGGAGCCAUCACUGCUAGCUGCCACUGGAAGUCACCUGGGCUGCAAAGCAAGCUUCAGCUUGCGGAUGUGGUGGUAGCUGGCAGUCCGAAACCUGACAGUGUUCCUGUGAGCUGGCUAAAACCUGGAACCACCAUCAUCAACUGUUCUCCUGACUCGCUGUCAGAGAAACACAACUAUGGUCAGAAAAACAGCAGUACUACUGAAACUGCAGUUUGUUCUCUUGCAGCAGCAAUGCGAAUGCAGAACAUGGUAAAAAAUACAGAGCGAUGGAUCCAAUCCCAGCAGCUCAGGAAGUGGGAUCUCCGCUGCUUGAAGCUUCAGCCCCUCUCACCAGUGCCUAGCGAUAUUGAGAUUUCCCGAGCGCAGAGUCCAAAAGCUGUUGAUGUACUUGCCAAGGAGAUAGGAUUGCUUACAGAUGAAAUUGAAAUCUAUGGCCAAACCAAAGCCAAAGUACGUUUGUCCCUGCUGGAAAGGUUAAAGGAUCAACCAGAUGGAAAAUAUGUUCUAGUUGCUGGAAUAACCCCUACGCCCCUAGGAGAAGGGAAAAGCACAGUCACAAUUGGACUUGUUCAGGCUCUUACUGCACACCUUAAGAUUAAUUCCUUUGCUUGUCUUAGACAACCUUCCCAAGGACCUACUUUUGGAGUUAAAGGUGGAGCAGCUGGUGGUGGAUAUGCUCAAGUGAUUCCCAUGGAGGAGUUCAAUCUUCAUUUGACUGGAGACAUUCAUGCGAUAACUGCUGCAAAUAAUUUGCUGGCUGCUGCUAUUGAUGCUAGGAUCUUGCAUGAGAACACUCAAUCCGAUAAGGCCUUAUAUAAUAGGCUUGUUCCAGUAGUUAAAGGUGUGAGAGGAUUUUCUUCUAUUCAGCUUGCGCGUCUGAGAAGACUGGGAAUAAAUAAGACUGAUCCUGAGACUUUAACAGAAGAAGAGAUCAGUAGAUUUGUGCGCCUUGAUAUUGACCCUUCUACCAUAACAUGGCAAAGAGUUGUGGAUACAAAUGACAGAUUCUUACGCAAGAUAACUGUUGGCCAGGCAAAUACAGAAAAAGGAUUUGUCCGUCAGGCUCAGUUUGAUAUUGCUGUUGCAAGUGAAAUUAUGGCCAUCCUUGCACUUACCACUAGUCUGGAAGAUAUGAAGGAGAGGCUGGGGAAAAUCGUGGUGGCUAAUGACAAGAAGGGAGAACCAGUAACAGCAGAUGAUUUGGGAGUAACAGGUGCUUUGGCAGUUUUGAUGAAAGAUGCAAUUAAGCCAACACUAAUGCAAACAUUAGAGAACAAUUGUGCUGGAGAUGUUGUGGAUUUCCUGGACCCUCUGUGCAUAGCUGCUGAGGGAACACCAGUAUUUGUUCAUGCUGGACCUUUUGCUAACAUUGCACAUGGAAAUUCUUCAAUUUUGGCAGAUAAAAUUGCCCUUAAACUAGUUGGGGAAAAGGGUUUUGUAGUAACUGAAGCUGGCUUUGGUGCUGACAUUGGGAUGGAGAAAUUCUUCAACAUCAAAUGCAGAGCUUCUGGCUUGGUUCCCAGUGUGGUUGUACUUGUUGCUACAGUGAGGGCUUUGAAGAUGCAUGGAGGUGGGCCAAGUGUAUCUGCUGGUGCCCCUCUGAAAAAAGAAUACACAGAAGAGAACCUCCAGCUGGUAGCUGAUGGCUGCUGCAAUCUUCAGAAACAGAUCCAGAUUACUCAGCUCUUUGGGGUUCCUGUUGUGGUUGCUCUAAAUGUCUUCAAAACUGACACUCCUGCUGAGGUUGAUCUCGUGUGUAAGAUUGCAAAGCAGUCUGGAGCAUUUGAUGCUGUACCCUGCAGUCACUGGUCCGAUGGUGGAAGAGGAGCAGUAAAAUUAGCUCAAGCUGUGGAAAAGGCAGCCAAUCAGAAAAGCAGUUUCAAAUAUCUCUACAGCUUGGAGCUUCCGAUUGCUGAAAAGAUAAGGGUCAUUGCUCAGAAAGUAUAUGGAGCAAAGGAUAUAGAGUUAUCUGCUGCUGCACAGUCACAAAUUGAUCGUUACACCCGGCAGGGAUUUGGAAAACUUCCCAUAUGCAUGGCAAAAACUCACCUAUCCCUCUCCCAUCAACCAGAGAGGAAGGGUGUUCCCACUGGUUUCAUUUUACCGAUUAGUGACGUGAGAGCCAGUAUUGGAGCUGGAUUCAUCUACCCCCUGGUAGGAACGAUGAGCACUAUGCCAGGACUGCCUACAAGGCCGUGCUUCUAUGACAUUGACCUUGACCCUGUCACAGAGGAAGUGAAGGGAUUGUUUUGAUGCUGAGGUCGAAAUUCAGAAGCCCGGACAUUAAGAACUGCAACUUCCCUGUUUCCUGCAAAUAGGAGACAAAAGUGAAUUUGAAAUAUUCCUGUUAUGUGUCUCUGGAGGAAUGUCAAGAUAAACCACAGAGCAAAGGUUUAUUCUUUCUUCAAACUAGUUUUUAGGAUGAAAUAUAACUGCAAGGUUAUUUUUGUUUGUUUGUUUUUAAGAAAAAAGGCAGGCUGAAUGUUUUUCUCUGUACUGCAGAAAGCUCUCUGCUCGGUCUUGUAUUUGGUGCCGGAUAAAAUGACAUGGAGAAAGUGGAAUUUUUCUCUUUAGAGUUUUCAUCUUUUCUCAAAGGAGUUAACAAAAGUAUUUCCCUCAUCCUUGGCUAUCUAAAAACAUACGCAAACACGAUUAUUCUCUGUGACCGAGUCUGUUUCUCCCAGAAAAAUACACUUUGGCUCCUGGCAUUCAGGAGCAGAAGCUGCACACUGAUUAACUUCACAUUUUUGAGUUAUCGUCAAGUGUUGCUCUGGAUGCAUUUGGGCAAAAGCCAAGCUUCAAGCAAAGAAGAUACUAAGUGGAGAAAGAACAGAGCAUGUAUUCUGUGAAGGGUUUUUAAUAUAUAAUUUGUUUCCUUGAUGAGCCAUGAUCUUUUGAAACACUUCAGCCAUCGCUGUCUCACAUCUAUAGGUCUCUGCAUAUCUCUGAGGACGUCCAGCUGGUUAUGUGCUUGUUGUGGGGAAGCUGGUUGUGAAUGCUGCUUGUUCAGAGAGGGCAUUGCCCUGCCUGAAGCCCUGUUUUACUCCUCCUCAUGGCUCAUGAAGCCUCCUGCUGUGCUGGCUCCCGACCAGCCCGGUCGCUAGCUAGCCGCAUUCAACACCCAGGAACAAUAGAGGAAUGAAUGGUCGUCAAGUGAGGAUGCAACAGGAAAGAACUUUGUUGUGCAGUUUUUAACCACCUUGUAAAGCUGCAGUGUGUUUUAUAUUUCACAUAGGUAUUCAGGCAACUUAAAUCCUCAGCUGUGUGCUUUAGUCUACCUCCAGUUUCUCAGAUCUGCAGCAAAAUGUGCCUUAAGCAUAGGAUACUGUAUUUAGCUUUUCAGGCUGCUGCUCCUCAGGAAACACUCACUGACUCUCACUCUUGAUUCCCUCAAUAACAAAAAAUGCAACAGGACAAUAGGUCUAAUCAAGACAAUGGGACAUUGUUGUUGUUUUUUUUUUAGGUAAAAAACAGUGAAAUAAUGAUGAGAGAGUUUAUUUUCCUGGUGACGUUUUCCAUCCUGUUGCUUUGCUCUGCUUACGCACAUCUGUAUAGUAUGGGCUUAUACAAUGUAGUUUUGGUUCCCUUUUGCACAGCUUCAUUUGGAGACAGAAUUGCAGCACAGUUCCUGAGGUAACUGAGGGUCCUGUUUUGGUUCUUAAAAUCAUGCUUCAUUAUUUAUAAACCCCAAACUAUAAUUAUGGACAGAAGAACAAACUGGGGAUAAUUAAAGUAAUUAUCUGUGCCUUCCCUGGAGUAGCACGGAAAUGUCUGCUGACUGCAUUUCAGAUCCUAUUCAUAGCACCGUCUCCCAGUGCCAGGGGAUCACUGCGAUGAUAAACUUCAACAUGAAAAAUAAAGCUGCCUGAUCCUUUAGCCUGAUUAGAUGAUAGAGCUCAUAAUGUCCUAGACUGUGGAUGCUGUAAUUACAUUGAGGCAGGACAAACGUGCUAAGUAGAAAGCAAGAUUCACAUACAGGUUUCACAGCUCCUCUGGACAGAGAGUUCUGGUGUUUUCUAUUAAAUUGUGCCCCAGUAUACAACCCCAUUUUUCAUAUAUAUGUUAUAAUGCAAUCCUGUGCACAUCUCACAGUAUAGCCUAGAAAAAAAACCCAAUGACUGUUAGAAGAGCAUAAGGGAGGUUUCCAGGCAUAGUUGUUUGUUUGGUUUUUUUCCUAUCAUUAUUGAAAGACAUAUGAGGUUUUCCCUCUGUCUUGCCCAGCAAAAUUCAAAACACCAUAACUGUGCCUUCCUUGGGUUUGCUGUGGUUCCCCCAGUAGUGUGUGGGACUGUCUCCAUGCAGUGUGGGACACAAACAGUGAGUGUUGUAAGCCACUAAAUUCAACCUGCUGCUCAAUACCCACACGUUUCUCUAUUGCAGUCUCCAUGCUGUCCCCUCAGGCCAUUCAUGCUGGGACUGCUUUUCUGACCCAUCAGUCUCCCCCUCAAACACCAUUCCAGCUCUACUCAUUAACAAACAUCCUGCAAUUUUUCUACUGUCACGUGUGCAGGAUUUGUUAUGCAGUUUUUAUAGCCUCAAUAAUUGAAGGAAAGCUGCAGUGGUUCUUUUUUGUUUUGUCAUAGCCUUUUCCCCCCCACCAGUUUAACUAUCUGCAAAAUCCCUUGAGCUGGUCCAUUUUUGGCUCUGUUUUAUAUUUUAGCAGAAGAUUUGUUAGGAGUAAUUCACACUGGCCUGUAGGUUCUGUAUUGCAGUCCACAGCGACUGAGCUAUUGGCAUCCACUGUGCCUUCCGCUGGGGCCACCCGACUGCUAGGGCUAAAUGCCUUCAUCGAGAAGGGCUUAAAAUGAGAUCUUUGCAAGGUGAGUGGUACUGCUUUGUGCAUUGCUUGUCACUUAACAGCUGGGCCUGCAGAUGUGAGGCUUCUGCCUUGCAUCGGUUCUGGGCAAUUUUGCAGCUUUGCAAGGCUUCUUGUGGUGAGCUCUGCAUUUGCUAAAGGUGUUAAAGGUGCUAAAGUUGUUAAAAACACCUGGUCAUUUACUAUUGGGUCUGAUUUUUGUAAUGACUGGAUAAUUUUCUGUUGCUGUUGCAGAAAAUAAUGACAUUGAAACAGAUGACUUACAGCAGAUUUCUUGGUCCAUGUAUUAAAAUCCCAAAGUGUGGGUUUUCAGUUACUGUAAACAUUGAAAUAAAAUGCAUGCAUAUGCUGAUGUUCAGUUAGCAAAAGUGG
Molecule: messenger RNA, 5894 nt
Organism: Coturnix japonica (Japanese quail)
Lineage: Eukaryota; Metazoa; Chordata; Aves; Galliformes; Phasianidae
Gene: MTHFD1L
Product: methylenetetrahydrofolate dehydrogenase (NADP+ dependent) 1 like
Biological process (GO): tetrahydrofolate interconversion
Cellular component (GO): cytosol; mitochondrion
Molecular function (GO): ATP binding; methylenetetrahydrofolate dehydrogenase (NADP+) activity; formate-tetrahydrofolate ligase activity
Source: RefSeq, a predicted model, not a curated record